This is a messenger RNA of Phytophthora infestans T30-4, 639 nucleotides long. RefSeq lists its product as uncharacterized. NCBI's taxonomy places the organism in Eukaryota, Oomycota, Peronosporomycetes, Peronosporales, Peronosporaceae. The transcript is spliced from 2 exons. The coding region runs from base 1 to 639 and encodes 212 amino acids. The record is from RefSeq and is a predicted model, not a curated record.
AUGCCUGUCGAGCUGCCUAAGCGAAAUGUCAAACCCACAAAGAAUAAAGACCAGCUGAUAGCCAAGAGCCGAACCUACCGCAUUGAUCAGAAAGCCCUCCGUGAGGACCUGCGGCGCCAAGAAAAGGAAUUGCGUAAAGAACUGUUGCGCCUGGAGAAGAGGGCUAAGGAGCCCUCACCGUUCGCCAGAUACAUUCACGAGCUGAACACAAGGUACUACCUGUACACGGAUGAAGUAUUCAAGGCUACAGACUUGUCCCAUUCUCAUGAUAUUGACCAGACAGUAGAGCUCGACGGUGGAGUGAAAUUCUUCUACCCGCGAUCCAAACUAGCUCUGCCGUCGUCCGUGUCUGAAACCAGCAACACGUUGUGGAAGCUUGGUGAGCAUCUUUUCAACGACAAGCAAAGCUACGUGCAGCACCACAACGUCGAGGACUCGAAUAACACGCUCGUUGUGAGCUUCACCGACACAAAUGUGUUGGAAACUGGGGAUACGGUGCAGAUAUCCCACUGGUACGUAGCUAGACGGUUCAUCCAAGACAAACGCGUUGUGAUCGGCUGGAAACAUAUUUUCCAAGGGGAAGGCAUUUUGUGCGGCCUAAAAGAGGACGAGACAGGCUGGUGUCUUCGGCCGACGUGA